Microbotryum saponariae is the source of this 204-nucleotide messenger RNA. The record is from the annotation of a GenBank genome assembly. Lineage: Eukaryota; Fungi; Basidiomycota; Microbotryomycetes; Microbotryales; Microbotryaceae.
AUGACCCGCCUAGGACUGAGUCGGACUGUCGGCGGGGGCGUGGUCUGGCGUGUCAUCUGCCGCACAUCAGACAAGGAAAAUACAUCAGGCCCAUACAAUAUGCACAAAAGGUUUGCCGGAGGACCUGUCCCUCCAAGCGCGAGCAUCGACGGUGCAGACAACCGCACACAGAUCACCUUCACCCAGGGUGCCCACUCCCUAUAA